Nicotiana attenuata is the source of this 3325-nucleotide messenger RNA. Its product is annotated as D-alanine--D-alanine ligase. The transcript is spliced from 24 exons. The coding region runs from base 212 to 3076 and encodes 954 amino acids. Gene Ontology annotation, molecular function: D-alanine-D-alanine ligase activity; ATP binding; metal ion binding. Gene Ontology annotation, cellular component: chloroplast. The record is from RefSeq and is a predicted model, not a curated record. Lineage: Eukaryota; Viridiplantae; Streptophyta; Magnoliopsida; Solanales; Solanaceae. Gene Ontology annotation, biological process: peptidoglycan biosynthetic process.
AAAUAACGAACAAGACAAAGCGGCAAUCAACGGACACGACAGUGACGACGAAGACGCUCUCUCCUAAACCAAAAAUUAAACAAAUGAAUCAAAUUCAGCUCUGCCGUCCCAGCACCAAUUCUUUUAUAAUCACCUUCUGCUAUGCUUAUUAUUCCUCACUCUCACUCAUUAAUUACUCUUUAAUUACCUUUAAUCCUCCAAAAUCUCUCAAAUGGCUUCUUCCUUUGCAAUCAACUCAAUAACACCUAAUUCCAACUACCUCCGCCACCUUAGAAAUUACUCUUUUCCGGCCUUUGUGUUAAGAAAAACUAUUAAUUUCCCUGUAAAGAGUAGUAAUUUGAGCUGUAAAAGGAGAAGUUGCAGAGUUGGGAUAGUUAGGGCAUCAUCUUCUACUGAAGUAGUCGAUGAUCGUGAGAGUGCUGACGUGGAGAGGGCCCACAACGGGAAGGUUCUUAGAGUGGGGCUUAUUUGUGGUGGUCCAUCUGCUGAGCGUGGAAUUUCAUUGAACUCUGCUCGAUCAGUUCUCGAUCAUAUUCAGGGGGACGAUUUGGAUGUUAGCUGCUAUUACAUUGAUAGCAAACUCAAGGCCUAUGCUAUAUCCACUGCGCAGGUAUACUCGAACACUCCUGCAGACUUUGAUUUCAAACUUGAGAGCCUUGCCCAAGGCUUCAAUUCAUUAUCUGACUUUACAGAACACCUUGCUUCUUCUGUGGACAUAGUUUUUCCUGUUAUACAUGGUCGUUUUGGUGAAGAUGGUGGCGUUCAGGAGCUAUUGGAACGAUCGAAUAUUCCAUUUGUGGGAACAGGGUCCACCCAAUGUCAAAAAGCAUUUGAUAAAUAUGAUGCAUCGUUGGAGCUUGACAGACAAGGUUUCGUGACUGUACCUAAUUUUCUCAUACAGGGAAGUGAAAUGGAUGAAUCUGGACUGUCAAAGUGGUUUGACCAAAACCUACUAGACACUAAGUUGGGAAAAGUUGUGGUAAAACCAACAAGAGCAGGAUCAAGCAUUGGAGUUAGUGUUGCCUAUGGUGUCACUGAUUCUCUACAAAAAGCUAACACAAUUAUUUCUGAGGGGAUUGAUGACAAAGUCCUUGUUGAAAUUUUCCUUGAAGGAGGUAGUGAAUUUACAGCAAUUGUCCUUGAUGUAGGUUCUGGUUUUGAUUGCCAGCCUGUUGUGUUAUUGCCAACCGAGGUGGAGCUGCAAUCACAUGGCACUGUUGAUGUUAGGGAGAAAGACGCUAUAUUUAACUAUCGACGGAAGUAUCUCCCUACUCGACAGGUUGCUUAUCACACUCCACCUAGAUUCUCUGUGGAUGUGAUUUCAAAGAUACGUGAAGGGGCGUCAUUACUAUUUCAGCGGCUUGGCUUGCGUGAUUUUGCUCGAAUUGAUGGCUGGUUUUUGCUGCCUUCUAUGGAAGCUUCCUCUUUUGCAGGAAACAAAUUUGGAAGGACUGAUUCUGGCACAGUUAUAUUCACUGAUAUCAACUUGAUCAGUGGAAUGGAGCAAACGAGUUUCUUAUUUCAGCAAGCCUCCAAGGUUGGAUUUUCACACUCAAAUAUUCUCCGGAUCAUCAUCCAACAUGCUUGCUUGCGGUUUCCAGCUCUUUUGUCACAUAGCAUCAUAUCAAGUCCCUCGAGAAGGAGAUCAAAAUCUGCAUCAGUAACUGAAUCAUUUAUUAAACAACAUAAGAAAGUUUACGUCAUCUUUGGCGGUGACACCUCUGAACGCCAAGUAUCUCUUAUGAGCGGAACCAAUGUUUGGCUGAAUCUAAGAGCAUCUGAUGAUCUUGAAGUGACGCCGUGCUUGCUUGCCCCUGCAACGAGCUAUUCUGAUGUUUCAGACUUCGCUAAACGUGAAGUAGAUAAGAAGUCUAAGACAGUAUGGACAUUGCCUUAUUCCCUUUUGCUGAGACAUACUACAGAAGAAGUCCUUGAUGCGUGUGUAGAGGCAAUUGAACCCAAUCGGGCAGCUCUGACAUCUCACUUGCGAAACCAGGUUAUGGAUGAUCUCACGAGAGGUCUUAGAAAGCUCAGUUGGUUCAACGGGUUUGAUAUAUCUGAUGAACUACCGAAGAAAUUUUCUCUAGAGCAGUGGGUGAAGCUGGCUAAGGAAUCUCUGGCGACUGUUUUCAUUGCAGUGCAUGGAGGCAUUGGAGAAGAUGGCACACUUCAAUCUUUACUAGAGGCCGAAGGGGUUCCCUAUACAGGUCCUGGCGUCAUGGCUUCAAAAACAUGUAUGGACAAAGUUGCAACCUCUCUUGCUCUAAAACAUCUGACAGACUUUGGAGUCCUUACAAUAAAUAAAGAUGUGAGGAAGAAAGACGAUCUGCUGAAAAUGUCCAUAUCUGAUCUCUGGCGUGACUUGAAGUCAAAACUUAACUGUGACACUUUAUGUGUUAAACCAGCCAGAGAUGGUUGCUCAACUGGUGUGGCCAGAUUGUGCUGUGAGGGGGACCUUGCCUUUUACAUAAACGCACUUCAGGAUUGCCUCCCUCGUAUUCCUCCUAACAGCCUGUCAAAGGAACAUGGAAUGAUUGAGAUGCCAAACCCUCCUCCAGAGCUUGUAAUAUUCGAACCUUUUGUUGAGACUGAUGAGAUAGUUGUUGCAUCUAAAUCCAGAAACGAGAUUGCACACAAUUUGCUCUGGAAAGGGGAUAGUAGAUGGGUAGAGGUCACCGUUGGUGUUGUAGGAAAACGUGGAUCAAUGCGUUCAUUGACUCCUAGUGUAACUGUGAAAGAAUCUGGAGGCAUAUUAUCACUGGAGGAGAAAUUCCAAGGUGGAACUGGCAUCAAUCUGACUCCACCGCCACCAUCUAUUAUGAGUAAUCCCGCCUUGGAAAGGUGUAAAAAGCAUAUUGAACUUAUUGCAAACACUCUACAAUUAGAAGGAUUUUCACGUAUUGAUGCAUUUGUUCAUGCUGACACUGGUGAGGUGUUGAUUAUAGAAGUGAAUACAGUUCCUGGAAUGACUCCUUCCACAGUCUUGAUUCAUCAGGCACUUGCAGAGCAACCUCCCAUGUAUCCACAGCAGUUCUUUCGCACGUUACUUGAUCUGGCAUCGGAGAGAUCCAUGUGAAGAGUUCAGGGUGUGCAUGGCUUUAUUUCCUUCUUUGUAUCUGUUUUCCAUCCAUCCAUUUUUUUCCCAUGCUUUGGAAGUAUGCCAAUUCAAGGCUGUUUGUAAAAUGUAGUGAAGGGGAACUUUCCAGGAUUGUGUUGUCCUACCAAGUGUAUUUGUUGAACUACACCAAAUGCAGAUCUCCCCUCUUGUUCUUCUAAUAAACUGAUGGUUGUUUAAUAUUUCCACUGUGUAAUCGUCUUGUUUUUA